Tarenaya hassleriana is the source of this 665-nucleotide messenger RNA. Its product is annotated as H/ACA ribonucleoprotein complex subunit 2-like protein. Lineage: Eukaryota; Viridiplantae; Streptophyta; Magnoliopsida; Brassicales; Cleomaceae. The coding region runs from base 43 to 525 and encodes 160 amino acids. Gene Ontology annotation, cellular component: nucleolus; box H/ACA snoRNP complex. Gene Ontology annotation, molecular function: box H/ACA snoRNA binding. The record is from RefSeq and is a predicted model, not a curated record. Gene Ontology annotation, biological process: snRNA pseudouridine synthesis; rRNA pseudouridine synthesis. The transcript has 4 exons.
CCUCCAGGAGAUUUCACCGCUUUGAGGCGGAGAGAGAGAGAGAUGGGAAGCGAUAGCGAAGCUGAGAGGUCUCAGAUGAAGGAGAAGGAGAAGGAGAAGAAGAAGAAGGUAUUAGCUUUGGCUCCGAUAGCGAAACCUCUCGCCGGCAAGAAACUCUACAAAAGAACCCUCAAGGUUGUACGCACAGCUGCUGAAAACAAAUGCUUGAAGAGAGGAGUGAAGGAAGUGGUUAAAAGCAUUCGCCGCGGCAAUAAAGGAUUGUGCGUCAUAGCUGGAAAUAUAUCUCCUAUUGAUGUCAUAACUCAUGUCCCGAUCUUGUGUGAAGAUGCUGAUAUCCCAUACAUCUAUGUCCCAUCGAAAGAGGAUCUAGCAACGGCAGGAGCCACCAAGAGGCCAACAUGUUGCGUUCUGGUGCUGACAAAACCCGGGAAGGGAGAGCUAAGCCAGGAAGUGCAAGAGAAACUGAAGACAGAGUAUGAACAAGUUGUAGGAGAUGUUAAAGAGCUUGCCUCUUCUGUUGUGUAAGAGAUUGCUCCAUUACUGCUUCUGUUCAAAUAGAUUACAAUCUGAACUUGAUGGUUGGAUUUUCGGCUACGAUGAUCCUUAGCUAAUGAUGUUGAUACAAAAAAAAUAUCUACCAAGGAAACUCAAGUGUUCCUUUCUCA